Penaeus chinensis is the source of this 3171-nucleotide messenger RNA. RefSeq names its product glucose-fructose oxidoreductase domain-containing protein 1-like. The record is from RefSeq and is a predicted model, not a curated record. Lineage: Eukaryota; Metazoa; Arthropoda; Malacostraca; Decapoda; Penaeidae. Gene Ontology annotation, molecular function: nucleotide binding.
GAACGCCGCAGAAGACAACAAACAAACCCUUUCCUUCUUGAUGUCGCUUCCUUUCCCGGACGGUUACCUUUACUGAGCGUCAUGCUGCCGGGCAUUGGAGUCUUUGGCACGGGGGACAUUGUGCGAGCCCUUGUGCCCUUUCUCAGGGCUAAGGGCUUCCGCGUUGAGGCUGUGUGGGGGAGGACACUUGAAGCUGCGGAAAAUGUCGCCACUGAACUCAAUAUUCCUUUCCAUACAAAUAAGGUUGACGAUGUUCUCAGAAAGGACGUGGACCUCGUUUUCAUCAUCUGUCAGCCAGACUUGCAUGCCCAGAUAGCAGUAAAGGCCUUGGGAAUUGGCAAGCAUGUCCUGUGUGACCGGCCAGCUGGUCUCUGUCAGCUUGAGGUGUUGAAGAUGGUGCACGCGGCACAGUACUAUCCCUCGCUGAUCUCGGUGAUCUCGCAUGGCUUGCGCUUUCUCCCAGCCUUUGUGCACAUGAAGCGACAGAUCGAGGCAGGCUACGUUGGAACAGUGAACGUGUGUGAUGUUAGAGUGCACUGUGGUAGCAUGAUUGGCAGCCAGUUUGACUGGAUGUGCAGCCACCUGAUGGGAGGGGGUAUCCUGACCAUGGUGGGCAGCCACAUCAUUGAUGUGAUCUCCUUCGUGACAAGCCAGCGUGCCACUCGUGUCCAUGGCAUGAUGCGCACCUUCACCAAGAGCACAGAGAAGAUCAAUGGUAUCCGUUGGAUUGAUAGUGAUGACUUCUGUAGCUUCCAGAUGAUCCUGGAUGAGGGGGCCUGUGUGACAGCCACACUAAACAGCCACAUGGCAGGGGGCUUUGUACAGGAGGUUGUGGUAUGUGGCAGCAGAGGCAGGCUGGCUGUGCGCGGGGCUAACCUCUAUGGCCAGAGACACACCUCGGAGAAGGAAGAAGAGCUGCUGUAUGAAGGAGCUGAUGACGUGGCACAUCUCACCAACAAGAACAACAGUGCCAGGAUAAACUCUUUGCUGCCUCAGCCAUACCUGCAGGGCCUUCGGCUGGCAGGUGCACUCAAGGAGGCCUUCGCCACAGGGGAUGGGGAGCAUGGUUGGCUCAAGGAACCCGUUUCGACCGCAGCCACCUUCGAGGAUGGCCAGUAUGUCCAGGCAGUCAUCGAUGCCAUCAAGCUUUCUUCAGCCAGUCGGCAGUGGGAGCAGGUAACUGUAGCCAAUGAUGAGAGCGAACUGAACCCUUUAAUGACCAGGCUUAAUCUCCCUAACAUUAAUAUGAGCUCUCUGGACGCACUGUCACAGGCUCCAACUAACCGAAUCACUCCACAGCGUAAGGUCACUAGCUCUGAGUCACACCUUCCUUGGAGCUUUGCCACAAAACACUAAAAAGAAAACCAAAAAAAACAAAGCAAAAAAAAAGAAAAAAAGUCAAACUAUAUUUGCUUUUUAUGGUGAUUUGCUCUUGCCAAUACAGUGGGUAGAAGUUGGUGUUUUUUCUUUUUCUUUUCUUUUCUAUUGUUUUAAUUUUUAUUUUAUGAUUUAUCCUCACAAGCAAAGCUGUAUUGCAUAUGGUAAUGCAUUAUGCUAGAUGUACAUAUUUAUGCAUCUAUCUGCUGCAAAAUCCUCUUAGAUGUAGCAUAUGUUGACAGGACAAUUUCGUGUUAGUUCACCAGGAAUUUUUAUUCUGUUUGGUUUAAGUAAAGCAAGAGCUUUCAUGCUUCUAAUGUAACUCCUCUUUUGAGGAAGUUGCCUGAAUCUUGUGCUAUGUGAUAGAUGCCACACACAGCUUGCAGCAAAAGUUUUUUUGAACCACUUUCAGAAACAUAAAAAAGCCACAGUAAGAAUUUUGUUAGAGAGGAGGAACAUGCUUUUUGCAUACAGUACUUGUAUGAAUGACUUGUUACUUUUAUUUCUAAUCAAUUAAUGUUAGUAGAACUAAACAAAAAAAAAGAUACAGUUUGCCAAACAGAGUAACAUUAAUCAACAAUAUUGUAAUGCUAUUAGGGGCAGCACAUAAUGUUUGCACAUAUGAAAAAGUUAUAUUAAUUUUUGUAUGUAUUUAGAUAUAAUUCUUGCAUUUACUUUGACUGUGGCUGUUUUAGUUAUGUUUUUCAUUUCAUUUCUUCAUGAAAAAUAUUUGCUCCUCUGUUGCUAACACCUAAUUCAAUCACAGAACACAAAUACAGUAAUGCCUGCAAAUAAACAACAACACAAAAUGAAGUGAGACACAGCUGCAUUUCAUUGUGUUGCAGCUGUGUAGUUCCUCCUGCCUGUCAGUUAGGAAGUUAUGAUUCUCUCUCACACCUGCUUUGUCAACAAGCACCUGUAUCUUUAGUUGAUACCAAAGUAUAGUAUGUGAUGUUCUUCAGUCUACCAUGGGCUCUGUAACUGAUGUUUAUACUCUCAGCUUUAGUAUUGUAAAUAGCCAGAACUAAAGUGAUGUCUGUUUCAUCAUUAUUUUUAUUCUGCUUCUCAAAUGGUAGGAUAACUUUAUAUCAUGCAGUGCUGCAGUAGGGUCUUAAGAUAGGUAUAGCAUGUAUAAUGCAUGUGGUAAUAAAUAUUUUGCUUAGGAAAGGCUGGAAUUGGAACAUAACCGCUAUAAAGCACCUUGGAUUCCUUUUUCUUUUAACAAAGAUCCUUAUUUUUUAUAAAUGCUUUCAAAAUGUGUCGAGUAAUUUUUCUUUCUUUUUUUUCUUUUCUUUUUUCUUUCCUUUCUUUUGUGUUUGCAUUAUACCUUAUUGAAAAAGGUUGUGUCCUGUCAUUCAGCAGGAAUAUACUCAUUGGUGAUGCUAGAUUUGGUGCCAAACACACUUCAGCUCCCCUCUUCAUUUUAGCCUGUGGCAGAUUUUGUCUUUGCUGUCCAUUCUACAAUUAAAUCUCGGUGUUGUAUAGAACUUCCAUAACAUUUUCACUGUAACUUCAAGUAUGAAUAGUGUAACUUCAGCAAUGUAUUACUGACUCUGUCCAUGUAGAGUAGGUUUUGCUUCUGUGUUCAUCAGAUGUUCCACAUGUUCUAUCAAACGUAAUGGGCAUUUGUUCUAUGGGUUAUUGUAAUAGAUUAAAGUUCUCUCCCUAAUUUAAGAUGUCUUUAAGUGGAGCAGUUGAGUUUGUACAUAUUUUUGCUUGUUACAGCUUCAGUAGUUGUACUAACAAACAAAAAUUGCCAGGAAUAUACAUGUAAAAUCUUUGAUGAUGAAAAGA